CCUCAACCAGUGCAACCCACACAACUCAGCCUUCCGGCAUGGCGAAGCUGAUUCGAAGGGCGAACAGCUGGCUUACGCAACCAUCCCGACCGUCACCAGGUUCUCUCCCCGCUCCGCAGAAGAAGUGGCUUGUGUCGAACACUGGCUUAGAUAUUCGGAAAUUACCAUUGGCGGGCGCCAAGCGGCAGUUGUUUUGGACAUGGCGGACCCUCCCCGGCCUAAGGUAUUAGUUCUGGGGUUGCUGCAUCACGAAUACCGGCCCUAUCACGGCCCUGUUCCUCUUCCAGAACAGCGCAGCCCUGUACGAAACCGCGGUAAACAUAGAUUCGAUCAGGCUUGCGUGAGCCUUGCCCCUGCGCCCAAAUGGCUGACCAGUAACGUCAAGCCUAUUUGCACACGUAACCACCUGCUGCCAAGAGGCUACGAUAAUGAACCUCGACCCACAGGCUGUCAAAGAUGCCGAAAAGCGUUGCGCGCAUGGUGGUGAUGAUUCGUAGUGCGGAGAGGGAGAUGAGGGCGAGCUCGUGGUAUAAUAAGGCGAAGAUGCCGUCGAGACUUCUACCAUUCCUUCUCACCACCAGCGCCAACAGCUUGCACUCUUUCACACAGAACUAUCAAAGUUCUACUUCCUUCGUUCAAGAACAUCGUUCAUUUACUAUCAUACGGACCAGAUACCUAAGUCACUAGGUAACCAGCACGAUGAGAUUCAGCAGUUCAGUCGUGUCCGGCUUAGCCGUCCUAUCGGGCUCCGUCCUCGCACACCCGGGCCACGACAUCUCUCACGAGAUCUUGGAGCGCCGCGAAUAUCUCAGCUCCGUCAAGCGUACCAACCUCGACCACUGCGCCCCGAAGCUAAAGGCACGCGGCGUCGAGAAGCGCAACGUCGAGCGCCGAGCCGCCUUGCUCGAGAAGGCGCGAGCGAAGAGAGGUCUUCACAAGAAGCGCGACCUCGCAUCGGUCUUGGCUACUAGCCACAACUCUACCGGUCUCGGCUACACCCCGAACACCGAUGCCACCACCCUGUUCGCCGGCUACAACGCCUGCCUCCUGACUCCCGAGGUCACCCAGGGUCCUUAUUACGUCGGCGGCGAAUAUGUCCGAGAGAACAUUAUCGAGGACCAGGAAGGUGUCGACACCAUCCUCGACUACCAGGUCAUCGACAUCAACACCUGCGAGCCCGUCACCGACGUCUAUGUCGAGAUGUGGCACUGCAACGCCACCGGCGUCUACGGCGGCAUCGUAGCCAGCGGAAACGGAGACUCCUCCGACGAGACCAACAUCGACAACACCUGGCUCCGCGGCAUCCAGAAGACCAACACGGACGGCGUGGCGCAGUUCGAAACCAUCUUCCCCGGCCACUACACCAGCCGCGCAACUCACAUCCACAUCAUGAUCCACCAGGGCGCUGUCCUCCUCUCCAACUCUACCCUCGGCAACAACGUCAGCGCCAGCCACGUCGGACAAGCCUUCUUCGACCAGGACCUCAUCUCCGCCGUCGAGCUCACCGCACCCUACAACACAAACACCCAGGAGCUCACCACCAACGCCGACGACGGAAUCCUGUCCGAGGAGACCGCUACCGAAGGCGUCGAUCCCUUCUACGAGUACACCCUCCUAGGCGACACGAUCACCGACGGAAUCUUCGGCUGGAUAGCCUUCGGAAUCAACGCCACCUCCACCACGUCCAUCACCCCCGCAGCCUUUUACUACAAGGAGGGAGGUGUCGCUAACCCCAACUCUGGACCACCGGGCGGCUCCGGCGGCUCUGCCCCCAACGGCACCGCUCCGGGUUCUUCUGCCUCUGCCUCUGCUUCGGCUUCGGCUUCGGCGUCCGCAUCUGCAUCCGCGUAAAGUGGUGUAGUCUUGAUGAAGAGUCUUGGGACCUGAAAAGAUCAGGGAAUAUGGUUCUUCCGCGAUGGAUAUGGGGUUUAGGAUUGUACAGGCGCAAGGGGUCCGGUUUCAUUUGGUGUAAAUACGAUAUCCAAAAUAAAUGCAUUGGUGCUAAAUUGGGUCCUGACGUAGUCUGGAGACUGCUGUGUUGCAUACGGUGUCGCCCUGCCUUCGUGCAAGGAGCGUCACCAUCUUCCAUUCAUUUCUCAAGGGUUAAUCCUUCAUUAUAGAAUCAAU
Messenger RNA from Annulohypoxylon maeteangense, 2127 nucleotides. RefSeq names its product aromatic compound dioxygenase. The record is from RefSeq and is a predicted model, not a curated record. The transcript has 3 exons. Lineage: Eukaryota; Fungi; Ascomycota; Sordariomycetes; Xylariales; Hypoxylaceae. Bases 700 to 1851 code for a protein of 383 amino acids. Gene Ontology annotation, molecular function: oxidoreductase activity, acting on single donors with incorporation of molecular oxygen, incorporation of two atoms of oxygen; ferric iron binding.